Messenger RNA from Eutrema salsugineum, 1025 nucleotides. RefSeq lists its product as uncharacterized. The coding region runs from base 305 to 784 and encodes 159 amino acids. The record is from RefSeq and is a predicted model, not a curated record. The transcript is spliced from 2 exons. NCBI's taxonomy places the organism in Eukaryota, Viridiplantae, Streptophyta, Magnoliopsida, Brassicales, Brassicaceae.
GAGCCAAAGAAGAAGAAGAAGAUCCUUCUGGAUCCAAUUUCCUCCAUUUUCGUCGCAGAGAUUGUGUGUGGAGAGAGAUUUGCGUGUUUAGAGACUGGUCUGAAGAUUGACGGAUUCGCGCCUAAUUGGGAAAGUGUGAAGAAGUAGAAAUUAGGUUUAACGAAGCAGUUUUCAAAACCCUAAGUAUAUGUCUUCCGAUAUCAAUCUCAACCUCUGGGAGAGACAUUUGUGUAUCUGAUCUAGUGAAGGAUUGGUUUUGGUGUUCGGAUUUGAUUUGGGUGAGUUUGAUUUCUUCUGGGUUAAAAUGGGGUUUCUUAAGAAGUUGGCUGGUGUGUUUGGAUUUGGGCAGGAAGUUGUGAGAAAUGAGGAGGAUGAGAGUACCGGAAUCGAUUCCGGUGACGGAGAUAAACGACGGGAAGAUAACCAGCCGAAAUUUCGUGAAACCGGGUUACCAAGGAAAGGAUUCGGAGUUCCGGUUCAAGUCGCCGUCGAAAGGUCUCAACUUGGUCCUGUUCUUCAGCCUUGCUUCGCCGGAGACGGUGGUAUUCAGGGACUAAGGUGGUACACCAAACGGCUAAGGAUUGAUGAAGAUGGAGAUGUUGCGGAUGAGUUUUUGGAAGAGGGAGAGAAACAGACAAACGCUGAAGAUAAUAACUUAAAGACUAUGCCAAGACUCGAAGCCAAGCGCAAAACAAAACCUGCAAAAGUAAGAAGACUAGUUGUGUCUUCCGAUGGGAAACUCCAGCAAUGCAUUGAACAUCAAGGAAGAUUACUUAUAGUAUGAAUGAUUUGAAGAACAUAGAGAGGUUUAGGACAGGUUUUGUUUCAUCAGCAUUUCAAAUCUUGGUAUCAAAGAAUAGAAGAAAACCUCUUGUGAUGAUUAUUGAUUUGAUUCUACAAUGAGAUUAAUUUUAUAACUAGACAGUCGAUUGGUUUUGGGAAUUGUUUUACACUUAGACUUUGUAUUAUUACUACGGGUUCUUCUUUGUGUUUAUACAUAUAUGAUCAGUCUAUUUUGGCUUAAA